UAACCCUGUGCGUCUGUCGCUCUCUCCCAAGCAUGAAACUGCGUGUGCGGAUGAACAAGCAGACCAACCGGGUGGAGCUGGAGGGAGAGGAGCCCACUCUGACAGAGCUCAACGUUCAAAUCAGAGAGAUCCUUCUGCCUUCACACGGACUCAGCCCAGACACAGAGUUCACCUUGUCCCUGAAUGGUUCAGAUCUUCUAUCUGACUCUGGUCAGACUUUGUCCUCCUGUGGCAUCGUCUCUGGGGACCUGGUCUGUGUCAUCCUACCUCCAUUGGUGGCUGUGCCCUCCGCCGCCUCUGCCCCCUCCGCUGCCCCUGCUCCCUCAGCCCGCCAGGCCCCCUCAGCCUCCCCUGCCCCCUCAGCCCGCCAGGCCCCCAGCGGUAGCAGCAGUAGUUCUGGGGUGUACCAAGCUGUACCCCCACCAGCCCAAUGCUCCAGUGAGGCCAGCACCGUCAGGGGGGUGGAGCCUCAACAGGAAGUGGUCAGAGGGGAGGAGCAGGAAGAAGAGGCAGGUCGGUGGGUGUGGGAGCCCAUGCUGUGUGGGGAGGCAGAAGGGGGGAAGGUACCCCAUUCCCUGGAAGUUCUACACCACCAGGCUCAGAGCAGCAGUACCUGUGAUGCCCUGAUGGUGGCAGUACACCUCCUGAUGCUAGAGACAGGCUUCCUGUGCCAGGGCCCUGAGGUGUGUCCUGGUGAGAUGCCAGCAGGAUGGAGGGCACCAGGAGGCCUGUACAGACUGCAGUAUGCCCAUCCUCUCUGUGAUGGCAGCCUGGCCAUAGUCCUAGCUGUACCAAUGGGACCCAUUCUGGUCAUCAACGCCACCCUGAAGAUGAACCAGCAGGUGGACACAGUGAGAAAACUGUCGCUGAAGCCCUCCACCUAUGUGACCGACCAGUGGACAGGUGACAGUGCAGCGGCCGUCUACACAGAGCUGAGGAAGCUGUCCCGGAUCUUCAAAGACCAGAUGGUGUAUCCUCUGAUAGCUGCAGCCAGAGAAGCCAUGGCCCUGCCAGCAAUGUUUGGCCUGCCAGUCCUUCCUCCGGAGCUGUUACUGAGGGUGCUGAGACUGCUGGACGUCUCCUCUCUCCUGGCCCUCUCCUCAGUCAACAGACACCUCCACCAGGCCACCACAGACCCUGCCCUCUGGAGACACCUCUACCACAGAGACUUCAGGGACUGCCAAGACCACAGCAGAGCCAGAGACACUCAAUGGAGAGAGCUCUACAAGAGGAAGUACAAGUGGAAAAGAGAAGCAGCUAGUUAUCCCCGCCCCUGCCCCGUUACCACCCUGUCCCCCCACCCCUCUACCCCCUCCACCCCCUCCCCAACAGCCCCUUCCCCCUCUACCCCCCUGGCAUCAUUGGUGGGGAGUACGACCAGAGACCUGGCUUCCCCGGUGGCAUUCUGCCCCGCCCCCGCUACGACCCCAUUGGUCCGCUCCCAGGUCACGACCCCACAGCAGGAGGGCUGAUUGGACGAAGGGGGCUGAGGCCUGCUGGGAACCGGCCGGCUGACAUCAGAAGAGGGUUCAUAUGAACCCCUGACCCCUAGUGGUGGUGUAGGAGAAUGACCACCACACAGAGGAGCCAUAAUAAAACAGAGGUGUGGAAGACUGAUUGAUUGAUUGAUUGAUUGAUUGAUUGAUUGAUUAGCCUACCUAUAUUUAAAUAACAAGGCACAAGAGUCCGUUCUAUAGUCACAUAUACAUUGCGUUGUUCGGCCCGAUGCGCAACGGGUCAAGAAACACUAACCCGCAUCCAGCCUGCUUAUUGGCCCCCAAAACCUCAUCCAGGUGUUUUUAUAAAACCUAUCCCUGACCCAGAAUCAGCUUUAAAAACUCAUGUUCUCCUGUGUGUGUUAGUGAGUGAUGAGAUCAUACUGAUCUGCUAUCUUCAUUUGAUCACGCUGUUGUUGCAGAGAAUUUUGCUGCACAGCAGGAAAUGCAAACUUGUAGUGUAUUAAAUAAAAAAAAAAGCCUUCUAAUGUUUUCCUGUGAGAAACUGGUCAAAUUAAGAUAGCAGAUCUGUAUGAGGAGUUUCUGUCUUCCACAUUUUUGUAAAGCACUUGUUUCCCGCAGACUAAAGCUUUCAAUUAAAAUGAGAAAUGGCAAUCGA
This is a messenger RNA of Coregonus clupeaformis (lake whitefish), 2115 nucleotides long. Its product is annotated as F-box only protein 7-like. The transcript is spliced from 9 exons. Lineage: Eukaryota; Metazoa; Chordata; Actinopteri; Salmoniformes; Salmonidae. Bases 33 to 1472 code for a protein of 479 amino acids. Gene Ontology annotation, molecular function: protein kinase binding. Gene Ontology annotation, biological process: autophagy of mitochondrion; positive regulation of autophagy of mitochondrion. The record is from RefSeq and is a predicted model, not a curated record.